UCGCGCUGUACUUUGGAUUCCUGGGGCUGUGUUCAGUGCUAACUGGUGGCUGCAUCCUCUUUCUGCACUGGAGGAAGAACCUGCGGCGGAAACAGCGUGCCCAGGAGUGGGGAGAGGUGAUGAGAGCCACUACAUUCACCUACAGCCCACUGUUGUACUGGAUUAACAAGCGAAGGCACUAUGGCAUGAACACAGCCAUCAACAUGGGCCCUUCCCUGACUGUCUCCACGACUGAUACCGAGGUCCAGACUUCAGAUGUUCUGUGGGAGUUGGAUAGCACUGAGAGUAGGAGCUAUGUUGCUCAACAAAGUAGCCCCAAGGAGGAGGCCCCCGUGCCCCCGCAACCUGCACUGGAGCUGGUCCCACAGCCUCCCCUAGCUUCCCCAAGGCCUCGGCCCCAGAAGAGCUCCCCACUCACGAUUCCCAUCUUUCAGGAGGUGCCCUCUGCUCUCGCCCUGUGUAACCUACCUCCACUGCUGAACCACUCCGUCUCCUAUCCUUUGGCCCUUUGUCCUGAAAGAAACCUCCACUCCCCUUCCCUCCCCACACUGGCCCAUGGGGACCACUGCUUCAAUGCCAAGCCUUUUGCUUCAGAAUUGUAGUCUCCUUUCACUGAGUGUGGAAGUUGGAGGUACUGGGGCAGAGCUAACUUCGGAGGAGGUAUUGACAG
This is a messenger RNA of Pipistrellus kuhlii (Kuhl's pipistrelle), 670 nucleotides long. RefSeq names its product testis expressed 38 (gene TEX38). Bases 120 to 602 code for a protein of 160 amino acids. The record is from RefSeq and is a predicted model, not a curated record. The transcript has a single exon. NCBI's taxonomy places the organism in Eukaryota, Metazoa, Chordata, Mammalia, Chiroptera, Vespertilionidae.